Choloepus didactylus (southern two-toed sloth) is the source of this 8854-nucleotide messenger RNA. It is a transcript of the gene SOX6, whose product is annotated as SRY-box transcription factor 6. The record is from RefSeq and is a predicted model, not a curated record. Gene Ontology annotation, molecular function: RNA polymerase II cis-regulatory region sequence-specific DNA binding; DNA-binding transcription factor activity, RNA polymerase II-specific. Gene Ontology annotation, cellular component: nucleus. Lineage: Eukaryota; Metazoa; Chordata; Mammalia; Pilosa; Megalonychidae. Gene Ontology annotation, biological process: cell fate commitment; positive regulation of chondrocyte differentiation; central nervous system development. Bases 274 to 2886 code for a protein of 870 amino acids. The transcript has 16 exons.
GAAGGCAUGUGGGGUACUGUAUCUCCCAACAGGCCAGGUUCCCUUAUUUCUUUCAUUUACUUUUAUGUUUUUAACUCCUUUAACUGUUGAACAAAGUUGACACUGCUUUGUUUAGCAAAUUAGAUGUUGCUGACAAUUAUGGCUGCAUUUGGUAGUCUGGGACUUGGCAGAGAUUAAUUGAGCUCUGGGUUUUUUGUUUUGUUUUGUUUUUUUGUUGUUGUAGCUGUUGGCAGCCAAUAGUUUCUUGUGAUUUGGGAAGGUGUCAAAGGUGUUAUGCCCUCGAGUUCUGAAGUUCUGGCUGAUGUGGUAAGAAAAAGCCGGAUUGAAGAGUGGAAGAGCAGCCACUUCAUAAGAAUGUCUUCUAAGCAAGCCACCUCUCCAUUUGCCUGUGCAGCUGAUGGAGAGGAAGCGAUGACCCAGGAUUUGACCUCCAGGGAAAAGGAAGAGGGCAGUGAUCAACAUGUGGCCUCCCAUCUGCCUCUGCAGCCCAUAAUGCACAACAAACCUCAUUCUGAGGAGCUACCAACACUUGUUACUACCAUUCAACAAGAUGCCGACUGGGACAGCGUUCUGUCGUCUCAGCAAAGAAUGGAAUCAGAGAAUAAUAAGUUAUGUUCCCUAUAUUCCUUCCGAAAUACCUCUACCUCACCACACAAGCCUGACGAAGGGAGUCGGGACCGUGAGAUAAUGACCAGUGUUACUUUUGGAACCCCAGAACGCCGAAAAGGGAGCCUUGCCGAUGUGGUGGAUACACUGAAACAGAAGAAGCUUGAGGAAAUGACUCGGACUGAACAAGAGGAUUCCUCCUGCAUGGAAAAACUACUUUCAAAAGAUUGGAAGGAAAAAAUGGAAAGACUAAAUACCAGUGAACUUCUUGGAGAAAUUAAAGGGACACCUGAGAGCCUGGCAGAAAAAGAACGACAGCUCUCCACCAUGAUUACCCAACUGAUUAGUUUACGAGAGCAGCUCCUGGCAGCACAUGAUGAACAGAAAAAACUGGCAGCCUCACAAAUUGAGAAACAACGGCAACAAAUGGACCUUGCUCGCCAACAGCAAGAACAGAUUGCAAGACAACAGCAGCAACUUCUGCAACAGCAGCACAAAAUUAAUCUCCUGCAGCAACAGAUCCAGCAGGUUCAGGGUCACAUGCCUCCGCUCAUGAUCCCAAUUUUUCCACAUGACCAGCGGACCCUGGCAGCAGCUGCUGCUGCCCAACAGGGAUUCCUCUUUCCCCCUGGAAUAACAUACAAACCAGGUGAUAACUACCCCGUACAGUUCAUUCCAUCAACAAUGGCAGCUGCUGCUGCUUCUGGACUCAGCCCUUUACAGCUCCAGAAGGGUCAUGUCUCCCACCCACAAAUUAACCCAAGGCUAAAGGGCCUAAGUGACCGUUUUGGCAGGAAUUUGGAUACCUUUGAACAUGGUGGUGGCCACUCUUACAACCACAAACAGAUUGAGCAGCUCUAUGCCGCUCAGCUGGCCAGCAUGCAGGUGUCACCUGGAGCAAAGAUGCCAUCAACUCCACAGCCACCAAACACAGCAGGGGAGGUCUCACCUACUGGGAUAAAAAAUGAAAAGAGAGGGACCAGCCCUGUAACUCAAGUUAAGGAUGAAGCAGCAGCACAGCCGCUGAAUCUCUCAUCCAGACCCAAGACAGCUGAGCCUGUAAAGUCCCCAACAUCGCCCACUCAGAGCCUUUUCCCAGCCAGCAAAACCAGCCCAGUAAAUCUGCCAAACAAAAGCAGCAUCCCUAGCCCCAUUGCUGGAAGCUUGGGAAGAGGAUCCUCUCUAGGUAAAUGGAAAGGUCAACACCAGGAAGAGACAUAUGAAUUAGAUAUCCUGUCCAGUCUCAACUCCCCUGCUCUCUUCGGGGAUCAGGAUACAGUGAUGAAAGCCAUUCAGGAGGCUCGAAAGAUGCGAGAACAGAUCCAGCGGGAGCAGCAGCAGCAACAGCCGCAUGGUGUUGACGGGAAACUUCCUUCCAUGAAUAAUAUGGGUCUGAACAACUGCAGAAAUGAAAAGGAAAGAACACGCUUUGAGAAUUUGGGGCCCCAGUUGACAGGAAAGUCAAGUGAAGAUGGAAAGCUGGGCCCAGGUGUCAUCGACCUUACUCGGCCAGAAGAUGCAGAGGGAAGUAAAGCAAUGAAUGGCUCUGCAGCUAAACUACAGCAGUAUUAUUGUUGGCCAACAGGAGGUGCCACUGUGGCUGAAGCACGUGUCUACAGGGAUGCCCGCGGCCGUGCCAGCAGUGAGCCACACAUCAAGCGACCAAUGAAUGCAUUCAUGGUUUGGGCGAAGGAUGAGAGAAGGAAAAUCCUUCAGGCCUUCCCUGACAUGCAUAACUCCAAUAUUAGCAAAAUCUUAGGAUCUCGCUGGAAAUCCAUGUCCAACCAAGAGAAGCAACCUUAUUAUGAAGAGCAGGCCCGACUAAGCAAGAUCCACUUAGAGAAGUACCCAAACUAUAAAUACAAACCCCGACCGAAACGCACCUGCAUUGUUGAUGGCAAAAAACUCCGGAUCGGGGAGUAUAAGCAACUGAUGAGGUCUCGGAGACAGGAGAUGAGGCAAUUCUUUACCGUGGGGCAACAGCCUCAGAUUCCAAUCACCACAGGAACAGGUGUUGUGUAUCCUGGUGCUAUUACUAUGGCAACUACCACACCAUCACCUCAGAUGACAUCUGACUGCUCUAGCACCUCUGCCAGCCCAGAGCCCGGCCUCCCAGUCAUCCAGAGCACUUAUGGAAUGAAGGCAGACAGCGGAAGCCUAGCUGGAAAUGAAAUGAUUAAUGGAGAGGAUGAAAUGGAAAUGUACGACGACUAUGAAGAUGAUCCCAAAUCAGACUAUAGCAGUGAAAAUGAAGCCCCGGAGGCUGUCAGUGCCAACUGAGGAGUGUUGUUUGCUGAGUUAAAAUACUCUGACAUUUCACCCCAUGUUCCCCAACAAAAAGUUCUUAAAGAGCCCGCAUGCAUUUGUGGCUCCACAAUUACAUCAGCAGAAUGGUCUUAAUUGUUUCGUAAAGUGUGAGACAGAUUAAGUUUUUCCUGAUUUUUCAUGAACUUGAGUUUUUUGUCGUUAUUGUUAUUGUUGUUGUUGUUGUUGUUUUUUAAUUUAGGUGAAGACAUAUUAAAUAUGAGACACCAGGACUUGAAAACUUAUCUCAACCCAUAGCUGUCUUACAAGUCUUAUAUUUUUGUCUUACCUUUUUUUUUCCCCCUUUUGGAUGUUGAUAAAGGUUUAAGUUACUGUUUUAGAUGGGGUUAAACAUUCUCACUCAGGUAUGCUGUGCCGGCCUACAGGUUGUGAAUGUGUUUUGAUUCUGAAUUAUUUUAGAGACAACUGAGGAUUUCAUAUUGUGAAACAGAACAAGUCCACAGCGUGUGCAGCUGCAUGUAGAGCAUUUUCAAAAGGCCUCGGAAUUCCACUUUUUUUUUUCCAUGUGUAGAGUUAAAGUUCAAAUGUGCCAAACUUUUUAGUAACUUUUGAAUCUUAAUAUUUUAAAGUCUUAAAGGAGACACUGCAAAGUCUUAGACAAUCUUUGACAUCUUAAAAUAAAAUAGCAAACCACAAAUUUUUUUUCCAGAAAAUGGUAAAGUACUCAGGAAUCUGGAGACAAGAUAUUGUAUGGAAUGAACAAGGUUGCCACAGUACAUGUACCCAAUUGUGUUUGCCUCUUGAUGUGCCAUCAGUGUGUGACGUGGCAUGACGUAUGCACACCAGAGCAAUCACACCAGAUACCAACACGGUGGCCUUCUCUGCCUGAGACCACCUCUCACUACAUCCAUUAUCCCUUUGCCUUUAACCCUGACAUUCAGUCUUAACACAUUUUCUCUUAAAUAAUUUAUUCAUUCCAGAAUGUCCAGGGUCCACUUACUAUUUAUUAAAAAACAAAACAAAACAUUGUUGGUGGCAUUAAUUUAAUAAAUCCUGUUUUCCACCCUCCUUCCCCAAAGAACUUUUCAGCCCUUUUCACCUCCUUCUUCUGCUAGAUACAAAAGAUGUACAUAGUGAUUUUUUGUCCCCAGAGCAUCUGGAAGCAUUUCUGAAACAAGAUACUAUUAAAUAUCUAUAUUGUUGCUUUCAAACAUGAGUGUCUAUCUGGCUACAGGACUGUGUAUUUAGAUGUAAAGUGUAUAAACUUACACUUAAACAGGCAUGCUCCUGAGGUCCACUCUGAGCUUGAAUCUUUUUCCAGAAUUUCCCCCUAAUACAGUUCAGCAACAAAUAGUAGGGUCAGCCUCAGUGGCAUUUCCCCUGUAUUCAGUUCAGCAGCAAGAGUCAGCAGUGGUGACUGCCAGGCAGGAGAGUCCUGCAGCCCAGCCUGAAGCCCAAGGCUUGUGGGCCAUGCAGGAGUUGACAGUGAAGCUGACACAGAAGGCACUUUUAUGCUGAGUUGCCUCGUCCCAGAUGGCAUGUCUAGAGAUUUCUUUGCAAAAUCCCUGGGAUGCAAGAAGCCACAUGACAGCCUGAGAGCAAAGAUAGAAGCAAAUAGUCAUGAUGUGUUCAGAGAAUGAAAGAAAACCAUAGGGAGGGAGAAGGGGGGAAAUACAUUCCCUAUGUGGGAUAUUCCUUCUGUUAACUCUAGGGAACAGAUUGCUCCUGGGGCAGCAGGAGUUACUCUGGCCGACUGCUUGUAUCUGUGGCAACAUGGGGACAUGCCUACGUGUGAACAAAAUUAACUGCACUGGUCACACAAGGAUUUCCCUGGAGAUGCGCUGAUGGGUUGGGAAGCAGUGAGGUUUCUUUCCCCAUCUCAUAAGUACAGGGAGCACUGCCAUGCCAUUGUGACCUUCCUGAAACCAGGACUGAUUGCCUCUGAGGGACCUUACCCGGAGUGGUUCAGUGGGAGAAUGUCUGUGAACGGGACUGUUCACCUCAUGGAACAACCCAGAAUCUCAUCACCAGGACACAGGAAUGGCCCUAUCAGAUUUCUUGAGCCAUUUUUUCACUCGGAUGAAAAUAGUGUACCUACAUAUUUAUUUAAAGAGUGCUCAAGGCCAUACCUAAUAGCAAUAAAUUGGUCUAGCCAAGAUACUACCAGCUAUGUCAUUAGCUGGGAGUGCUCUCAAUAAGCUGAUUAAGGUACUGAUAGAAACAUUUUGUUCUUAAUAUUGGUUGGGGAUUGGAACUGUGUUUUUGUACAUUUAUUUAAAAUGAGGAGGGGGUCAUUUUUUCAAAAAAUGAGUAUUUAUUAUUGUCUUACCAAUUGCUUUGAUUAUAUACCUCUCCUCCUCAGUUCACUCUCAUAUUUUUUCUCUCUCUCUGGCUUUUGCAUUCACUCGCUCUCAUUUCUUUUUUUAUUUUGUGGCGUAGGUAGUGUGCUGUAUGGCUAGCAUUGUAUUGUAUGUAAUUAAUUUUGCACAGGGCAAACAUUCAGAAUGGUAGGUUAAUUUUGUUUGUUUUUAUGACCAUGCCAAAAUAAUAUUCUGGGCUGGUGGAGAACAAAGGACUGUUCUUUAGGAUUGAAACUUGAUUUUGCUUGUAGUAAAAAAAACAAAACAAAACAAAACAAAAACAAAAAAAACCACACACACUCACAGAUGUUGUUUCAUAAGUGUUAUAAGCACUGGAUAUAAAUGGUAUUUUUUAUCACUUCUGACUAAUGUGAAACUGUUGUACGAAAACUACAUGAACAAAAGUCAUCUGUUUCGACUCGUGUGGGCUUGCCUCACAGUUGCUGGAUUUGAGUCAUUUUUAUGUCUUGUUAUUUCAUUUAUUUAUGCAAAAUACAUGUGUGUAUGAACGCUUUGUUUUAGCUCCAGCUCUGCCUCAGUACUGGGGUUCAGUUACUUCUGGCCAUGUUCUUAAAAAUGAAAUGCUGUUCAGGAAUGAUCUGACUGUAAACGUCUCUUUCAUUGGGUCAAACAGUGAUGCUGUAUUUGAAUCUAAAUUCUGUGCAUAAGCAGUUUAUUCUAUUUAUUAGCCAACUCUGGCUCUAAAUAUCCACGAAAAUUAAGAAUGACAAUCAUUGGGAUCACUUCAUUUUAUUUUCUGUGGGGCUUAAAACAAAGUUUUUAUGACUUUACCAUCUCAUUUUAGAAUUUUCUGAUCAUGUAAAUAUAACAUAGAAAUAGAAUUUUAUUUUUGGUUCAUGAAUACUUAGUGAGGUAUAAGUUAUGUAUUUCCUUUUUGUUCUCUAGCCAUGUAUGUUGGUCCAGACUAGAAAGUGACAAGUCACUGUACCUCAUGGGGUAGUGCGUUAUCAGCCGCAGUGAGAGGAACAGUGUUGGACCUGUAGCUGGAACAGCAAAACCCUUCACUCGGGUUUGCAUGCAGUUUAGAACCCACUGUCCACAGACUUGGACUUUUACUUGUUUUUCUCAUAGGAAGUUGAUGAAUUGAACAUUCUAAAUAUCCAUUUCAGCUGGGAGAGUCAAUCAGUUUUGAGAACCCGCUUAAAAUGUAUAAAAUAAUUCUAUGACCAUUGAAUAGCAAGAAGCAUAUAUGCCACUAUAAAGGCAAAAAAAUCUGCCUCUGUGAUUGGCUGUUAAUAAAAGUCCCACCAUGCCAAUUAUAUUAAAGAAUGUUAGUCAACUUUUUCAGUGCUCACUAUUUUAUGGUAUCUUCAAAUCAGAGAUAAAAGUUAUCUCCACCUUGUGAAAGAACUUACAGGAUCAGGUUUUCCCUGUUGGUUAGAAUAGGGACAGUGGUAGACAAUCCUCUCCUUAAAAAUGGUCUAUACGGAAAAGGAAAGAAAGAGAAAGAAAGGAAGAAAGAAAAAGAAAAAAGAAAGAAAGAAAGAAAGAAAAAGAAAGAAAAGGAGAGAGAGAGAAAGGGCUGAUCUGUGGCCUUGAGCAGCCAGCCAGGCAGUUUCUCUAUUUCGCUGACCAAUGUGAUGCAGUAUCUUUUUCCAGGAAGGUACGAAAGCUUUGUUGUUUUCAUGCGUGUUCAGCACAUCAGUUUGCUUCGUUUGGUAUUUGACACUCUCCAGUCUUGUCCUCAGGCCUGAUUUGAUUUGCCAGGGUCCUGACACCGACUCCCAGGCCAAGUUCUAAAUUCAGGUGUGGGCUCACAGGUUUGUUGAGAUUGUCAAAUUCUGGCCUGUCCCGAACAUUAGCCCCAUGAGAGCCUGGGGUGUUUGAAAAGGGUGUGAUCACUCUAAGUCUGAAAUUAAAGGCUGCUUUCUUUUCCUUAUGAAGCUAGGCUGCUGCUUCGGAGCACACCCUCCUGAGCCAGAAGCACAGGCAGUAGCUGAAAGCGGGGAUUGUUUCGAGGAAGCCUGUCUACCCCCAGCAAGAAGGCAGCCAGGUCACUCGAAAACCAGGGCUGAGGCUGCUUCUCUCAAUUUACUCAUUUUGCACAGAGAUGACCUCUACCUACGCAUUAGGGCAAGGAAAAAGAAUCACUUCGUAGUUUUAAACCAUGUGAAAAGUCCUGUACCAGGUGCCAACAACUGCAAAGACAUGCAGCUAAAGGAAUGUAUUAAAGUAUUACUGGGUCUUCCUUUUUAAUAAGAAAAUGACAAAAAAAAAAAAAAUGGUGUUGUAACCUUGCUGAUUUUGUACAUUUUGUCUAAAGAUUGAGUUGGCACUUGAGCUCACUUCUCAAAGUAUAAUAAUAUUGUAUGACCUCAUUUGUCCUUUUAUAAAAGCACUUGCAUCAUUUCCUUAAGUCAUCUGACCCCUGACAUGUUUUCUUCCUUAAUAAACAACUGUUAUUCCUGCCGAUCAUGUUCUGUUUGUGAUGCCAUAUACUGAGUGCACCCCUGUGCUUAUAUCAUUGAAAGAGAUUGAUAUGCAAACACAUUUCCUUGUCAUCCCCAUGCCAUCUUUUCCUUUGGGGACAGACUGCUUUCCAAAAGCUCAUGAACAAGUAUUCAGAAUGCUGAUUCCUUUGGGGCAGGGGUUAGUGUAGGGAGGGGGAAGGGACAGAAAGGUAAUGCUUAGUGCAGACACUCAGACUGGUGUCUGUGACAACAUGAAAGCUUGAAGCCAACUCAGUGACAUCUUGCUCAAUAGUUUUCCUAUUCCUGAAGAACCACAGGCGUAAAAGCGAGGCCUCUGUGCUGGUGCUCUUGGAGUAUGGGGAAUGUGCAAAUAUUUAACUGUUAUGUAUGCUGCACGUUGCAGACCUGCUCAUGUGCAUUCUCCGUUUGUCUUCCUUUGUCAUAUGUGUUUUUGCUUUCUUUGAAAGUGCAGUCUUUAUUGUACCCUUCUCCAGCUUGUAGCAUAUUAGUGCCUAGUGUUUAUGUUCAUUCAUUAUUGUAUUUGCCAUGUAAAAUUUUUAUUACCUUAGAUAAACUUAUAAGCUGUUACUACAUAACUUAUCUUACUGUAACUCUUAUUUUCUGACAUUGUAACUUGUUUGUGAUGUAUAUUUUGAGAUUGUAUUCUAUGUUAAUUUAAUCAGCACAAUUCACUGACAUGCUGGACUGACAUGCUGGCUGCUGUUUCAAAUUGUAAAGUUUGUGUAGGGCUGUUGGGACAACUGCAACUCUGUUGUCAAGGUACUGUGCUUUGGUUCCUAUAGCAACACUGUGGGUGUAGCCCUUGAAAUACUUAGGGCAUUUAAUGCACCCCCAAGCAAAUUUUAACUGCAGAUUUUCUUUGUAGAAAUUCUAUGUCUACCCCAGGUACCUACUUGGCCCAUGGCUGGUAAUUAUUUGGGCAAUUAGAAAAAAAACAAAACAAAACAAAACAAAAAACCAUAAAAACUAGUGUCUAUUGCUGCUUUGAAUAUGUUUGAAAGUCUGAAAAUGUAAAUAGUUUAUCAAAAAAAAAAUCUUGUACAGUCCAGUGUAAAGUUUUUAAAUGACCUUAAGGGUUGCCAUCACAUACUUCUCACACUCUCUUCUUGAUGAUGAAAAAAAAAAAAAAAAAAAGGUUUGCUAAGGAUUAAAGACAUGGGAGGAAAAAAA